AUGACUCUCACUCAGAAGAUUCCUAUUGAAAUACAAUUUGCACAAGGUUUAGCCGGCAACGAACAGAAAAAUCGCGAUAAAACUCUCACCCUGUUGAAAAAGUUUAUCCGCUUGCGGCUACCUCGAUUAAAAGAACAAUUAAAUGAAGAUGAGUUUAUUAAACUAUGGAAAGGGAUGCAUUACCAACUAUGGAUGCAAGACAAACCACUCAUUCAGGAAAAAUUGGUGGAUGACAUAUGUCAGCUUGUGCAUGACUUCCCUAAUGAAACAUAUACACUGAUGUUUAUAAAAGCUUUCUUUGACACAGAAGCACGUGAAUGGUUUGGCUUGGAUCAGUGGAGAAUAAACAAAUUCAUGAUGCUUGUUCGUGAAUUUCUUCAUAAUUCCUUUCUCUUCUUGAAAAAUUGUCAAUGGAAAGAAAACGUGUGCCAAAAACUAAGUGACAUCAUAGAAGGAAGUGUCUUGAAUUGUACCAACUCUAAUUUACCAGCUGGUCUUAAGAUGCAUCUUAUAGACAUUUUUAUUGCAGAAUUAGGAAAAGUGGUUGAUAAUGAGCUCAGUUCAGAUACUGCAGUUAUUUUGCUAUCUCCAUUUUUGAAUAUUCUUCCUACUGUAAAAAAUGAUAAUGUGAUGAGGAAACUUUUGUCAAUGUUAUUUGAAGCUAGUGGUGGCAAGGAUUAUCCAGUACAGAACAAGAACUCAAGGAUUUGUGGUUUUGUAGAGCGUGACCCUUCUCGGGUUACAGAGAAUAAAUUACAGUUCAACAAAGAACUUUUGCUCAAACAGUUGAUUGAAAAGGGUGCCAGCAAAAAAUGUUCAGCCAAAAAUCGAAGUCAAAUCUACAAAUUAGUCAAAAGAAUCCGGUAUUUUGAGACACAUCCACAAAAGCCUCUCAAAAUAAUCAAAGAAAAAGAUAUUGAUGAAACUGAUGUUAAAAUAUCACAGAAGGAAAUCAAUGUUGCUGCUAAAAUGCUUAAAAAACAUAAGGAGAAAUUAUUUGAAAAUGUACCUACACGCAAAGAGUAUAAACGAAAACUGCUUAUGGAGAAGAAGAAGAAGAAGAAAUCAAAAAAAACAAAAACUGAUUUCAAUGAUGCUAACACUGAAGAGAAAGAAGAUAGAUUCAGAGAUAGUGGUAGUGAUGAUGAUAGUUUGGAGCAUGACCCAGAAGCUGAAUUCUUUCAAAUGUCAGCAGAAAGUGAUAAUGAAAUGUGUGAAGAGGAGAUGGAUGAAGAUGUGGAAAAUUUGAUUAAUGAUAAAUGCUUACUUAAUGGCGAGAUUGAAGAUGAAUUGGCAAAAAGGGAAGUGGCGCAAGAAAGUUCUGCAGCCACAAAAAAAAAUAAAAAAUUACAAAAGGCUGGAUCUAAACGUAAAAAUGAAGAAUCUGUUGAAAAAGAUGCAACUGAAGAACCGAAGAAAAAAACGAAAAAAGAGAGGAGGAAAAAGAAACUGGAUAAUAUUACUGCUGCUGGGAAAAUGGAGGUUGACUUGCCUGAACAAAAGAAGUCAAAGAAAAGAAAACACAAAGUCAAGAAAAUGUCAAUGGAAACAGAUAAUGGCAGUGGAAUUUCUGAAACACAACCUGUGUUUGGAAUGGUUGAUUUUCCAGAGGAAGAAAAUCAUGCCAAAGAAAGUAUAAAACUGACUGAAGAAGUGUUUGAGGUUCAAAAGUCUUCUAAAGACAAUAAAUCAGGUGAAAAAGCAGACAAUAAGAAAGUCAAAAAAGUAAAACAAACUAAGAAAAACAAAAAGGCCCAGGCCAAAAAAGAAUCCCAAGGAACAAAUGACCAAACCUUUUUAAGGAAUGCUAUUGCCAAGGCAACAAAGUCAAGGAAAAGUAGCAAGUCUAAGAAGACAAAAGCUGAGGAUUCAGUAGCAAGUAAAAAAAUACCUAAGACACCCACAGAAAACACACAAAGAGAAAAAAAGCAUGUCAGUUUUAAUAUGAAGCAAAACCAAGCAUUUUGUGAAGGGACUCACUCCAAGCAUCAUCAAACUGCAUUCUAUCCAAGCAAGAAGCCAGAAAAUGGAAUUCUGAAACCUUCACCCUCACCAAUUCGAAUUUCAAAAAAAUUCACAAUGGAUAAAAAACUUUCAAUAUUAGCAAAACAAUCAUAUCUAGCACAUUUAUUUUAG
Molecule: messenger RNA, 2136 nt
Organism: Acanthosepion pharaonis
Lineage: Eukaryota; Metazoa; Mollusca; Cephalopoda; Sepiida; Sepiidae
Source: the annotation of a GenBank genome assembly